Penicilliopsis zonata CBS 506.65 is the source of this 1227-nucleotide messenger RNA. RefSeq lists its product as hypothetical. The transcript has a single exon. The coding region runs from base 386 to 859 and encodes 157 amino acids. The record is from RefSeq and is a predicted model, not a curated record. NCBI's taxonomy places the organism in Eukaryota, Fungi, Ascomycota, Eurotiomycetes, Eurotiales, Aspergillaceae.
UCGGUACUCUACUCUACACAGCAAAUGGUGAAGCCUAAAUCAGUGGACUCACGACUCAGCCUACUUCUAUUUAUUACAGUGGAAACCAUUGUUAAGGGUUGGCUAGAUAUGGUUUGCUGAAAUUGGUGUGGCUGGGCUUGAUCCCAGCCUCCUGAGAAUCGCCACUGUUGGUGAGGCUGGUCAAAGAUCUGAAUAUAUCCAGUGUUUCUAUUUUCUCCCUACAGAAUGCACGUACUACAGAGUGCACGACUGAAGGACUUAUUUAGGACUUUGACUCUCAAUCUACCUGCUACCGUCCAGAGUGCAUAAGACUCAUUUCAAGUCCUGCAUCGCCUUCAGACCAAUAUUUUGUUUAUCUGAACUAGUCUUAUCCAUUGACCUGACCAUGCGUUUCUCUACUGCUGCCGCAGUCUUCGUGUUGUCCAGCCUGGGCGCCUCUUAUGCUGCUCCCCUCGUCCACAGCAGCUCUCUUGUGCGACGAGCGGCGCCCUCAUACGCAGUUGUGAACGUCGGUGGUGCCGAGACCAAGCCCACACCAGUUGUCGAGACCACCACCGUCAAGGCUACCGUCACGCAGUCGCCCAUAACGAUCACCGUGGACGUUACGGAGACGGCAACUGCAACUGCAACCCCCACCAUCACAUCUUCUCCAGUGUCUUCACGUGUGCCCUUUUGGGGUUCAAGUGCUGCAGCUCAUCCUUCAGCCAGCGGGUUCCCAGGAGACGAGCAGCCUCAUGCUUUCCGCCGCGAUACGAGGAAUACCUCAGCUCCUUUGUCUGCCCACAGCCUCGUUCAUCCAGAUCAAAAGGCCGCUGCUCAGUCAUCAAGGUAUCCUUUGAAGGCGAGGCCGACUGCCUAGACAAUAGGAGACCCGAGUCGGCAUACCGGCUGUUUCUGCUCUGCGAUUUAACGUCACGAUACAUGACAAUCAUGACCCUCUUUCCUCCCUUAUUUUUGCUACUGUUCAGAUGCCAUUGUACAUUGACUGGGGGUCUACUUUUGACUUGGAUAUUUGGUUUUCGUGUACACAUCUUUGCCCUCUUGUUCAUGAUGAUUUCUACUAUGGGUGUUUCGGAAUAGACUGGACGACACGACAUACUAAUGAAUUAUUAGACUGAUGAAUUGAAUGGAUUGAAUGGAUUGAAUGAUUUGAGUUGGAUAUUCUAGUUCUGGUAUAUUUCGGUAGUUUCGCUUCCCUGCAUAAAAAGCAAUAUUACCUCCCCCUGC